This is a messenger RNA of Entrophospora sp. SA101, 483 nucleotides long. Lineage: Eukaryota; Fungi; Glomeromycota; Glomeromycetes; Entrophosporales; Entrophosporaceae. The record is from the annotation of a GenBank genome assembly.
AUGAAUCACCAAUGUGCUGAUAAAAUUACAUUAGGUUCAAUUUCACAUCUUCAACGCCAUUCAAAAAAUACUUUGCAAGAAACAAUUGAAUUAGGUGGAAGCCUUAACCAAUUAGAAAAGAAAAGAAUUAAUGACAUUACCGAGGCAGAAAUUUCAGACAUUUAUUAUUAUACUACAGAGAGACCAGAAUUCGAGAAUUCGAAGAACAAUAUAUUAUUACCAGAUCCUAAAUUAAGUUUAAGAUCAAUAAUAUUAAGGCCAUUUGACACUACUUUAACUGAAGAAGGGUAUUAUAGAUCUUCAAUUCAAAAUUUACAGCAAGAACAAGGUCAAGAAUUAGAAGAAGAAUUGAGCAUAUUGAAUAAUGACGAUGGAAUCAUUCCUUCAAGAAAAAGAAAUUGGGCAUAUAAAGAAUUAAUGAUUCUAAUAGCAUCAAUAAAGAUACAAUUGAUGAAAUUAAUUCAUAAUGGAACAAUACAUUAG